AACACGAGCGAUGAGUUGGUGUGGAGAAUGUUUUUUAUUGGGAUCGUCAUGCGUGUACUGAGUACAUGUUGGAUCAGAAAAUGACAUCCGUGUUUGAAGUUAGUAUUAAGAAUGUUUGAAUGUUUACAGAGCAGAAAUGGAUCGAAAAUCUAUGCAGGACACAGCACUGUCAGCAGAAGUUGAACCAUUUGUACCAGGGUGUACUGGCAAGCCCAUGAUGUCAUCUUACCACCAUGGACAAGAGUAUUGCAAACAGUUUGGAGGUUCCCAGUCUGCACCAAACCACAUGUCACAGCCUCCACUGACAGAACUACCACGAUAUAUGACAAGCUGUUUUCCUUUUGUUGCUGAAGGUUCAUCCAAUGCAGCAAACGAUGCACGCUGGCAAGGUCACUCUCAAGGUCAUCCACCUCAAGGUCAUUCACAUCAAGGUCAUCCACCUCAAGGUCAUCCUCCUCAAUCGUUCCACUCUUCGUAUCAGCCACUUAACAACGCUAACUACUUUCAACAACCACCUCCAGUUUUUACCAAUACGCACCCUCAACAGUACCCAGCUCAGCCUCACAAUUUUGCGGGCCAGUACCAUGAGCAGAACCAGACAUAUGGUCGAAGGGAUAGCAGAGAUUAUGCUCAGUUUAAUGGUCCAGCGCCGGGUCCACCACACCCGUCUUAUGGUCCGUUUGUAAACCAGUGCCCACCGCCAAAUCCUCCUGUUCAAGUUGCCAACUAUCAUUCAGGUUAUAAUAACAUGAGUUUUGGCUCUAAGGUGGGCCACUACCCGCUAAACAAUUACCACUAUACUCAGAAUACUUUUCAACCACCUGUACAACGCCAAGCUCAACGACAUAAGAGUUGGCAUGGAAAUAUGAAAAACAAUGCUGCAGAUUGGCGAAAAAAUGUGCACAUGAAAAAUCGACAAAGCACAGAGACAAAACGGCCCGCAAAAACCUUGAUGAUGGUAGAUGCCGCACUCCAGACCGAUUUUUGUCCAGAUAUAGCAGAUAAAACUUUGGCAGAUUUACCAAGUCACCUUCAAAACCCACAUUUAACCACUAGGAGAAAAUCCCAAGGCCAGCAAACAGGCAACGAUAUGUCUACAACGCAGGCAGUUUCAGCCGAUAUGGACAAUGAUAGUGGCUAUUACAGCCCUAAACACAUGCAUGCUAGCACCUCUACUGGCGUUGGCUUGCAACAGGCAGCUGCAGUCAGUGUUGGCCUAGAGAAACAUGCAGUUUUUACACCACCACAAGAAGGAUUAUUUUAUCCUGCUUACCAACAACAACAACAACAUCAGCAGACCAGCAUGCCUUGCGUCAUGCCAACGCCACCGCAAGCGUUUCAUGGAAAUCCGUGUCAAUACAACAUGCCCACAGUUCAGUGUGGUAUGAGCUAUGCAAAUGCUCUUUCACAGAAAGCGGCUUACAAUUUAGCAGCACAGGGCCCAAGGCUACCAAAUCAUUCCAUCCCUAAGCCUGUAAUUAACCCUACGGGCAAGAGAUCUAGUACAACCGCUCAAAAUCAUAGAACUGCAAAUGGUCCUAAACCUAAAACAGAAUAUGGAUUAGGAAAAGGUAGAGCAGCCUAUUCAAAUCAGUCGAAAAGUGCUGGUGAAAGUGAGCAUAUUGGAUACCAUGGAAUGAAACCACCGCAGCUGCAUGAUACGAGCGAGUACCCAGGCCUGCCAGGUGUCAGGAGAGAUCAAGCUGAAAGCCAGGCACCUAAGCAUUCCUACAGUGCUAUUGUCAAGAAUAAAUUGACCCUCCAAGAACACGAGGCAAUAGAAAGUGAGUCCAGAAAUGAAAGUGAGUUAAUACAGCCUGGAGAGAUUAUUCAACCAGAAACUCUGAUGUCUCCUGACGUUGUAGCAAGUGGAAUAAAAGAUGGUAAGAAUGCGAGGAAACGACGCAAGAAGGCUAUACAAGCAGCAAAAGCAGCAGCAAGGGAAUAUUCUGAAAUCACCCAAGAGCAGAAACAACUACAGGAAAACUUGAAGAAACCCAACAGACGCACCAAGAUGCCAAUUGAGUUUGACCUUGGUGACAUGCUUGCAGCCUUAGAGAAACAACAGCAAGAUGUACGUAAUAAUCAAGAGGCUUUGGCAGCCUCUAAGACCACUGCUAGUUCACGCACAAAUACGUCUGAAGAUUCUAAGGCUCUGAAUCCACUGGAUAUUUCAGGACCAAGGAAGCGUGGUAAAGAACGGGAAAAUCCAGUGAAGAAGAAACCGAGUGCAUUAAAGAAAGUUAUACUCAAAGAACGAGAGGAGAAGAAGAGACAGCGGGCCUUGGAUGAGAACUGUCUAUCAGAUGAUGGCCUUGGAAACGAAUCUGCUGGUGAAAUUGAGAACAUCAACAACGCUGAUACCAGCCUGGGGUUGUCGCAAGAAGCCGUUAGUGAACGAGGUUCCAUCAUAUCUGGCCUGACAUGUUCCCAGAGUGACCUCUCACCUGUAAGUCAGAUGUCACCAAUGAGUUUAAGUCCUCUGUCUCCUGGAUCUCCCCUUAGUUCCGGUCUUUCAAGUCCAGCCACUAGCAUGAACAUUAACUCACCUUCACAUGUAGCAAGUAAGAUUCAUAGCCGCCGAUUCAGGGAGUACUGCAAUCAAGUUUUGGAUAAAGAUAUCGAUGCCUGCUGUACCACAUUGCUACAGGCUCUAAUUAAAUUUCAAGAUAGACAGUACCAUAAAGACCCAACAAAGGCCAAGUCUAAAAGAAGAAUUGUUAUGGGUCUUCGAGAGGUUACCAAACAUCUGAAAUUGAAGAAGAUUAAGUGUAUUAUAGUGUCGCCGAAUUUAGAAAAGAUUCAAGCCAAGGGUGGCUUGGAUGAUGCUUUGGAGAACAUUUCUUCGCUAGCUAGAGAGCAGAAUGUCCCUCUUGUGUUUGCCCUUGGACGCAAAGCCUUAGGCAGGGCAGUCAAUAAACUUGUUCCUGUAAGUGUUGUCGGAUUGUUCAACUAUGACGGUGCAGAGGAAACCUUCCAACAGUUGCUACAGUUAUCAUCCAAAGCGCGAGAAGAAUAUGACGACAUGAUUAAGAAGUACCAGCAAGAUUUGGAAGCUGCAAAUGUCGCACGCUUAACAAAGAGGCGCCAUUACAUGGGACACAAUAGGAACCUAUCUGGAUGCAGUGGAAUCUCAUUCAGUAGUGUCAUCUCGGAGCCAAUAUCUGAAGACUACCCCCACCCAGAGCCCGCCACUGACAGCCGAGGGAAUGUCCUCUCCAGUCAAGAGAACUAUGAUCAAAUGUAUCCCAAUAAGACUAACACUUGGUGCCCUCCUAAAUCUGUUGAUUCAACCCACAAUAGCGAUGAUCACAAAACGGCAACAUCCAAAGCCUCAUCAGAAACUUUGGAACCAACAGCCGGAGAGAAAGAUGUCGCUGAAGUGGAUGAUGAUGAUGAUGAUGUCAAUGAUGAAGAUGACGAAGACAGGAAUGCUCUAUAUGAACUUGAGGAGAUCGAAGGUCAAGAUGAAAAUGAGCUUGAAUCUGAAGAGGAGACGCAAAGAGCUCCAGUUGAGGUUCCUGAGGAUUCCACUUCCGACACGAGAGUUGCUCAUUGGGUAGUCGAAGCGCAGUCAUGUUUUAAAGAUUUGUCAUUGAAGACAUCUGAUGAUGAAAGUGCGAUUGCAACUACCAUUCCUCAAGAACUUGUAAAUAGUUAAGUUAUCGAGUUGUUGUCAACCUGUCUGUUCUGUUUACACUAUUAAAUUUUAUGUCACAGAAUAUGAGUGUGAUGUGACAUCAUGCAAACUGCUGCACAUAUUUGUCACAUAAACUUAGUGUGGACAAAAAUUUUUAUUAGUGACAGUCAUUUCAAAUAGUGUCGGACAAUUUACUGUUCUACAUAUUAUCAUCUUUAAAUUAAUGAUGAUUUAAUGCUGAAGUUUUAAUUUACCUGUUAUUAACAUAGUUUUGUUUUAAGAUUUUUAUACAUUUGAUAUGAAGAAACAUUCAUCAACUGAAGUUGAGAAUGUACUUAACUUAUGAAUUAUGAUAUUAAACAUGGUUGCCAUAGUAAUUAAAAUAUCCAUAGGCCAAGAUUACAUUAUAAUUUAUUCAUGUUAUUAAUUUGCACAAAGGAAACAAUCAGGAUAAUAAUUCUUUAGCAUUAAUUAGCCGCAAACUGCAUGCAUAUCGGGAUGUGCCAAUGAAUUGUGGUGUUGAUUACCCGAGUAGUAUUAGGAGGGACAAAGAAAAACUGAUGUACAGAAGGUGAGAGGAAAUGGGUAAUACAGACGAAGGAAUGUGGAAAAAUAAGAAUGAAUGUGUAUUUGAGAAGAUAAAAAGAAGCAAAGACAUUAAUUAUGUUAAAUAUAAUUUAUUGAAGGGAUGAGAAGUAAAGCAGAUAAAAGGUUUAAAAAAUUAAUGUAUGAGUUCAUUGAGUGGAAGAUUACAAAGAAUAAUCAAAUAACUAGGCAAAGGAUAUAAUUAUGUUUUCUAAUUUGUUGGAGUGGUGAAAAAAGUAGGUGAAAUGAUUAGAGAAAUGAGAAUAUAAGUUUAUUGACAAAUAAAGAAGAAAGAUAAUGGGAGUAGGCAGACAAGAAAUAAUUAUGUUGAAUGGAUGGGAAAAAGCAGAUUAUAGAAUAAGAGAAAAAAAGAGUGUGUAAGUGUAUUGGAGGAAUGAUAAGUGUGAUUUAAACAAAGAAAAUAAUUUGGUUUAUUUAAUGUUUUGGAGGGGUAGGUAAUAAGUAGAUAAAAUGUAUGGCUGAAAGGACUUUAAAAAAAUUUCCAGAAGUCCUUGAUAUAUUACAGACAUUACAUUUUUUUUUCACAAUUGAAAUAUUUUAUAGUAAGUUCUAUAUUUAUUGCUUAUCACGCAACAAUGCUGCUAUUUGUAACAGAAAUUGAUUUUAAAACCUGUUUGCUUAUGUGAUUUAGGCUGAAGACCACCGUUUUAGAGGCCGUCCUACUGUCUUUAGCUACCACCUUAGCCUAUUAUAAUAUUAGGUUUAAAAUUUAAUAGAAAUUUGAAUAAACUUGCUUUUAGAAACUGGCUAUAAACAAAUUGUGGCCAAAUUUUGAUGAGAUUAAGCCCAGUUUUUGGCUGGUUUUAACUGAAGGAUGAUUUUUUUCCCCGUAAUUCAAGCUAAUUCAUUGUGUUGUGUGAAAAAUAUUCGAUUCUUUAUCUGGUGCUUGUGUCUAUCCCUGGUGAAGGUGCUUGCAUCACCAUCAAAGGCCUCUAAUUCCAUAGAGAAAACAAUUAAGCAAGAGAAAAACAAUAUUUAAAAUAUGUUAGGAAAAAUGUUAAAUAUUUGAAGUGAAAGCUAAAAUGAAAAGUUCAAUUUAGUUUGUACUAAUAACUUGAUGUGUGUAACAGGUUCAACCCCUGAAAGAUACUUGUGAGGUGAGAGGAAGUAUUAGGGAAGGGGUGGGUGUAAGAGUGAUGGGGGUAGGGAAGGGAAUGUGAAUUUUUGUUCACAAGAAUACAACAUGUAAUAUAUAAUAUACAUAUCUCUUUUUUUUAAUCUUCGUAUAAUAUUGUAGGGUAGUUUACAUAAUAUAGUCUUUCGAGAUUUUUUCUUAUACUUUUUAUUUACCCAGAGAGCAAUCACGAUAAAGGCCAUGUAAAAAUAUAUCGGUAAUUGCCUUUUUUUUAAACAAAAUAUGUAGGGAAGGAGGUUAUUUUCACUGCAAAAUUUGUGUCAUUAUAGGAUAUAUGUGGUAUGGGAAUGGGGCUUUUGGGACCCCAGUCCAAUUUCACACUAUUUUUUUUCCCAUUUUGAAAUUAUGAUUUACCAUACCUGUAAAUUUUUGGAGUUUUUUAACUAAAACUAUAAAAGAAAUACAUUUUGCAGAGGAUUUUUGUUGCGUAGGGAUAAACAUGGCCUGAAUGAAAAUGUUUUGUUUAGAUACAAACUGUAUUAACCUUGUCAUGUAUGAAAUAUUUGUUGCAAUUUUGUUUAACCUCAUAAUUAUCAAUCAUGGAGAUAAGUAUUAAGAAUACUAAUACACAUAUAAAAGUAUAUAUAUAAUAUAUAGUAUCAAUCAUUGUUUUGAUGGAUACUCAACACCCAGGAGGUUUUUGGUUUGCCAAUUUGCUGAAAGUAGCAUAUUUCAGAUACAGGUGUUCUUGUUUGUAUGACAAUGUUCUCGAUUUGGGGGAACAGUUGAUAAGAACAGGUAAGGACUGUCAAAUUCUAUUGGCAGGCAGUUUCUGUACAAGCUAUUACAAGAAGUUUAAUUGAAACCGGAACCGAGGUGUUGCUUGUGAAAUUAAAAAUAUAUGAUGUAACCUGUAA
Anneissia japonica is the source of this 6238-nucleotide messenger RNA. RefSeq lists its product as uncharacterized. Gene Ontology annotation, cellular component: ribonucleoprotein complex. Lineage: Eukaryota; Metazoa; Echinodermata; Crinoidea; Comatulida; Comatulidae. The transcript has 15 exons. The coding region runs from base 137 to 3661 and encodes 1174 amino acids. The record is from RefSeq and is a predicted model, not a curated record. Gene Ontology annotation, molecular function: ribonucleoprotein complex binding; mRNA 3'-UTR binding; selenocysteine insertion sequence binding. Gene Ontology annotation, biological process: selenocysteine incorporation.